Nematostella vectensis (starlet sea anemone) is the source of this 2965-nucleotide messenger RNA. RefSeq names its product stress response protein NST1. Lineage: Eukaryota; Metazoa; Cnidaria; Anthozoa; Actiniaria; Edwardsiidae. The record is from RefSeq and is a predicted model, not a curated record. The transcript is spliced from 12 exons. Bases 216 to 2030 code for a protein of 604 amino acids.
ACGAUAGGCUUGUUUAAAAGACCACCCCCUCCUAAGCAAAGCAAGGGGUUGCCAAAGUGAUUAUCUCCCAUAAUCCUUUGAGGUCUUCACAAUGUUGCCCGCAGCCAUGUUACGACUAAAAUAUUAGAACGGAACGAACUCUUGUCAAAGAUACUUUACCAAAAUUCAUUGCGGUUAUUAUAAAUUCUCCAAGAUGGGUUGAAGUCUAGGCCAUAAUGGUAGAAAUGACAGAUUCCACUGUUCUUGUUGAGAGAAAGACUUCGUAUUCGGAGGUAUUAAAGCAGGGUCCCAAAAAAGACAAUGAAACAAACAAACAGUAUUUGAAUGGUGGUGUUUACUUCAGACGGAAUGAGCGGUCUAACUCUGAGUGCUCCUCAGAUUCUCAGCUGGACAAUUUGCUGGAGGCAGCUGAUAGAAUAAAGGAGGGAAAGAAUAAUAAGGCCAAGAGAAGAGUGCAUUUCAACUUGUCAAACAAUGAAGAGUUCUCCUACAGCUACUCCCAAUACACUGAGUUGUCAGAUGAAGAAGGAAGCCAUACCAGCCAUUUGUCUACUAACAUCAAUUUCACAAGCUAUUAUAUGAAUGGUCAUGAUGACGACAGUGGUGAUGAUGAUGACGAUGACUAUGAUGAUGAUGAUGAUGAUGAUGAAGAUGAUGAUAAUGACUAUGGAACUGAUACAAGUGAAGAAGGGAGUAAUCAUGGAUUAGGAAAAUAUGGCUACCUUGUGGAUAAAUCAGGGGAAAAUCGUAAAGAUGUAAAUGGUAAUAUUGGGGUUGUUCAAAAUGGAGAUGCAGUGACAGAUACUUCAUAUGAACAUCAAGAAAUUGCGAGCAAAAAUGAAUACAAUAACAAAGAAACUGGAGAGAAGGUAUCUCAGGUAAAUCAGCUUGAAUCAGCACUUUCACAACGCAAGAACUCUGUUCAAAGACAACUAAGUGAUCUGAGUGAAAGUCUGAAGAAAGCGAGAGAAGAGACAAACAAAGAGAUGGAACAGCUGAAGAAAGACUUAGAAGCACGGAGACACGAGUACAUUACGGAUAUCAACAAUAUACACUUGCAGAGAGAGGAGCAAAAGCGCAAGUUCGAGGAAGAGCUGGAAGAGUUUCAAAACGAGGAAAAGUUGGAAGAACGACGACAAAGAUACCACGAACACGAGGCUUUGAUAACAAAGCAAGAACUGGAACUCGAGGAGAGAAAGAAGCAAGCUAUCGAGCAAGACCGAGAGAUUCGUGAUUACGAGGAGUACCUGAAUCGACGUCACGCAGUAUGCAACAAUAAAGAGAAGGACUUGGUCGAGCUACAGAAUGAUCUUGACACGUUAUCGCAAGAGCUGGAAGCUAAGCGUGAGCGCCUGCUCAACAAAAGCAAAGCUCUGGAGCAGAACAUGCAGCAAGCCUUGGAACAAGAGGAGUCUGGGGCGAGCGCGAUACCGCCGCCACCAUUGGUUGAGCGACGCUCUAGGAGCGCCAGUCGAGUCAGCGGACUGAACCGCGGAACGGACAUGCGCAUUGAAGAACUCAAGUACCAGAACAAGCAGCUACUAGAGGAGCUGUUUACGCUGAAGAAAGCCGUGGAAGCUGGGAACGAGCGGGAGGCCGAGACGCAUCAGACGAUGGAAGCGCUUGCGGUCGAGAACAAACGUCUCACUCAAAAAGUCAAACAUUUGGAAACACAGCUCGAACUCGCCCGUAAAAGCGCGGACCUCGCCUCGGACUCAUCCGGGCCUUCUGUCGACGAAAUUCUACGUAAAACUACGGCAGACAUGCGCAACUCACGAGUCGGACUCAGGCCCUCGAGGAUGAGUAUCCACAGCAAUAACGGUUCCCAUGCGCGACUUGCGAGAGAGCCUUCCAAAGAGUCCGUUCACUCUAAAGGCUCUGGGAGCAGCGAUUCCGUUAAGAACUCGAAAUCGAGUAAAACGUCAAAGUCUCCCGCGAGGGGUAAUAGCAAGGACGGUGGUGAGACUGGAAAUGGUCGAGUUACGAAUGGUAAUGAAAAGGUAACGAGUGCGUUAUGUGUUGUGAUGUAGCCCAUGGUCGAAAACCUGACGAUGGACUACUAAUAAGCCACGAGCUACUAUUGACCUACCGACGACCCGCCGACAAACUACUGGCGACCGUCGACCAACCGACGACCCGCCGCCGAGCCUACUAGCGACCGUCGAUCAACCGACGAUCUAUAUCGACGAACCGCCGUCGAGCUUCUAGCGACCGUCGAUCUACCGACGAUCUAUCGAGGACCCGCCGUCGAGCUAAUAAUGACCUACCGAAAACACAUCGACAAAAGGAUGUGAAGUACCAUUCAGAAUGCAGUGGUAAACAGAUAAUUAUUAUUCUCACGAAAAAAGCCCCGUGUUGUCCUUGGAAUGGGCUCGUGUAAGAUUAUCUCCCUGCUGGCCAGGACCAGGAACUUCCUAGUGUUGUUUUUAAAUAUUGCAAUAUUCAUUGAUGGAUUUUUGAUAUUCAGUGCUUAUCCUUGUUAUGCUGAAUUCACCAGUUCACAUUUUAACAUAUGUUUUAUCCAGGAUAAUUCAAUAACUCUGCACUUUUGGCAAAGAAGACGGGGAAAGCCAUUUAUAUAAUAAUUGGUAAGGUCUAUUAGUUGUGGUUAUUCACUAUAAUUUCGAAAUAGCGGGGAAGAUCGCGAAAUUUCCAUAUGAUCGCAGGCAAUCGUGUACGAUUAUAUGGAAACUCGUCCUGCGAUCCAAUGCGAUCAUAUUGUUCUAAAAUCUCGAUUUCUCAAUUCACCAUCAUUUGAUUUUUCACUGCAUUUACAAAAAAAUAAUAUAAAGGCAAUCACAUGUAUUUAGCAGAAUAUUGAUUUAGUCAAGUUAUUAUUUAUGCGAUAAGUAUUUUUAUACGUACCUAUGUACAUAUCAACUUACGUGCCAGUCGCGAGGUUCUAUUUAAAGCAUUUAAUUACUAUAAGAAAACAAAUAUUUUCGUAAUAAACUGCUAUUCAAAA